Messenger RNA from Entelurus aequoreus (snake pipefish), 717 nucleotides. RefSeq names its product trypsin. Lineage: Eukaryota; Metazoa; Chordata; Actinopteri; Syngnathiformes; Syngnathidae. Gene Ontology annotation, biological process: proteolysis. Gene Ontology annotation, molecular function: serine-type endopeptidase activity. The transcript is spliced from 4 exons. The record is from RefSeq and is a predicted model, not a curated record. The coding region runs from base 1 to 717 and encodes 238 amino acids.
AUGAGGUGCUUCUCAGGUGUGGCAGGUAGCAGAAUAAUUGGAGGGGUGGAGGCGCCCCCCUACUCCAUCAAGUACCAAGCGUCCCUGAAGUACUUCAACUCCCACUUUUGUGGGGGCACCCUCGUCCACCCACAGUGGGUUGUGUCUGCCGCCCACUGCUGGAGGCCGAGUCACAUGAUCAAGGUGGUCCUCAGUGAACUCCACCUGACGGGCAAGGAGGGUGUGGAGCAGAGGUUCAACGUUUCAGUCAUCGUCACUCAUCCCGACUUCCUUCACUGGACUUUCGAUAACGACAUCAUGAUGCUGAAGCUGGACCGGCCGGCCACCCUCAAUGCCCGGGUGGACGUGGCCACCCUGCCCGCACCUGACUCGCAGCCCCCGGGUGGCAGAAGCAGGUGUACGGUCAGUGGUUGGGGGGUGACCUGGGUGGGCAGUUCUAGUCUGUCACCUGUCCUCAGGUCAGUGGACGUGGACAUCUUCCCCGACUGCUGGCACUACUACAUCUUCGCCCUCACCCACAACAUGAUGUGUGCUGGCUCUGCAGGAGGCCGCAAAGACGCCUGCUUGGGUGACUCAGGAGGACCCUUGGUAUGUGACGGUCGCUUUGAGGGCAUCGUGUCUUGGGGCAUUGGCUGUGGCCACGCCUCCUUCCCUGGCGUGUACACCAAGGUCAGGAACUACCUGGGAUGGAUCAGCCGGGUCAUGGAGAAACACUGA